Messenger RNA from Anopheles nili, 921 nucleotides. RefSeq lists its product as uncharacterized. The transcript has 4 exons. The record is from RefSeq and is a predicted model, not a curated record. Gene Ontology annotation, cellular component: cytosol. The coding region runs from base 1 to 921 and encodes 306 amino acids. NCBI's taxonomy places the organism in Eukaryota, Metazoa, Arthropoda, Insecta, Diptera, Culicidae.
AUGGACCACAUCGAGGUUAAGUGCAAAAACUUGGAGAUUGCUGUGAAACGCCACAGAGAGAUGGUCCACUACAUUAUAAAACAGUGCUUUCCUAAGCUUCAGGCGAAACUAAAAGAAGCAGAUGAAAAGGCAAUGACAUGGAAGGAACGAGCGUUGAAAGCGGAGAGCAGAAAUGCUUUGUUGAAGCAAGAGCUGGAGGAGCAAAACGGCCAGAUAAAUCAUUUUAAGAAAUUGUAUGAAGGACAAUAUCAAAUCAUGAUGAAAACAGGCUCCGUAAUGGGAGAGGUUGUCUGGAAGUCGUUCAAAAGUCAAUCGAACGUUAAAAUGCUGGUACAGGCGGAAGAGACCAUGCAGAAGUAUUGUGCCUUCUCGAAAGGCAUCCUUGAUUCUUUUUUGCUGGCAUACGGCAAAGAGAUGCCAUCGCAGCAAUCUAUGGAACACGUUUUCGUCAUUUCGGUACUGGGAGCGAUGGUAAAUUUUGCGGCAUUUACCGAGGGCAGAGAAUUCCUUGCGAAACAGGACGAUGUACUGCAGCUUAUGAAAAGACUAAUGCUAGAUCAAGAACAUUGGAGCAUAACUCACGGUCGUUACAUGAAGCGCAUGGUGCUAACGUUCGCGUAUAACAUGUCACUCGUUGAUGGGGUAGCAUAUAUUUUGCUAAGCGAAGAAAAGCUAAUCAACGGAACGCUUCGGUGUCUUAGUUUGAAUGACCCAACGGACGUCGUUGGUGCGGCCGUUGCUAUUAUCUAUCGUUUGCUGAGCGUGUCACUACAAUCAGACAUACCAUCUGCAUUGCCGGAAAAGAUACCAUGGGCGAUGAUAAAAUCGAUGACGAACUCAUCGGAUAAGCAGUUGGAAGACAUUUCAAAAGGCCUUCUCGAUAUCAUGGAUAUCACAAGAAACCAUCGUUCUGCUUUCUAG